This is a messenger RNA of Oppiella nova, 849 nucleotides long. NCBI's taxonomy places the organism in Eukaryota, Metazoa, Arthropoda, Arachnida, Sarcoptiformes, Oppiidae. The record is from the annotation of a GenBank genome assembly.
AUGCAUUGUUUCUAUGGUAACCGGGGGGAGGGUUCGCCAAUCAGAGCACUGCCAUUGAUUGUCACCCGAUAUCACAUCCACACUAUCACCACAUUAUCACCGCAUAUAUCGGUGAUAGUCUUCGAGGGAAAGUCUUCGGGGAAAGGGAUGGCAGAGGAGGACCAGUUCGAGAUCGACCAGAUUGUGGACAAACGGGUGGACGACAGCACCGGUAAAGUGGAGUAUUUGGUCCGAUGGCGAGGCUAUGGGGACUCAGAGAACACGUGGGAAUCGAAACAAUCGCUGAUCCAAGACAUGGACUGCUUGUCGGCGAUCGAGAAGUUUGAGUCCGACUACAAGACCCACUCGAAGACACCGGCCGUCGAUGGCCGUGAAGGUGGCGGUGAUGUCGGCCCCCAAUCGGACGCCAAACGUGAGGUGGUGUUCACUGCGAUGACCGACAUAUCGGCCAAAAGUAACGCCAAAGACAACGGUUCCGGCAAACGAGGCGUCAAAAAGAGUGGUAACUCAACGACCGCUGCCAACGAUAGUCAGAAAAAGGGCGCAAACCAUAAGUCGGGGCACAAGAGGCUGAGGAAUGGCGCGACGGAUGAGUCGACGACCCAAUUGGCGGAACCGUUGCCGCCGAAGACGACGAAUGGCACGAAGAGUGGUCUGAAGGGCUUCGAUAGGAAACUGGAGGCCGACUACAUAUGCGGGGCGACCACCCGGUGCGGGGACGGGGAGCUUAUGUUCCUAAUCAAGUGGAAAGGCGUCAAUUCGGCGGAUUUAGUGCCGGCCCGCGAGGCGAACGUUAAGAUACCGCAGAUUGUGAUAAAGUUUUACGAAACGAAUCUAUGCUUCAAGUGA